CACCUCUUCUCUCUCUCUGUGCACUUUAACCUUCCUGCCUUGGUAUAUAUAGUCUGUGUGACUAUCAGAGUUCUCCUGGCAGCCAUCAUGAAGGGUGCAGUCUCGAUCUGUUUCCUCUCUCUGCUGCUUUUGCAGGCCACAGCAGAAGAAGAAGAAGAUGUUACCUCCGUCCUUAGAGACAGAUCUCACAUCGAUGAGACGCUGCGGCUUGCAAUGGAGGAAAAAGCAGGAGACUAUGCAGCGGCUCUGGAGAGGUUGCGGAAGAUCUACCAUACGUCCAUCAAGCCGAUGGAGCAGGCCUACAAGUACAAUGAACUGAGGCAGCACGAGAUCUCAGCCUACCCGGGAAGAACCCUGGGGGACUCAGCCACAGAUGGAGAGAUUACCUCCAAGCCCAUGGUGCUAUUCCUGGGACCGUGGAGUGUAGGAAAGUCCUCCAUGAUCAAUUACCUCCUGGGCUUGCAUGACCACCCCUAUCAGCUCUACACAGGAGCUGAGCCUACUACCUCUGAAUUUACAGUUAUUAUGCACGGGGAAAAGAUCCGCUCUGUUGAGGGUAUCGUUAUGGCGGCUGACAGCUCGCGCUCCUUCUCUCCCCUGGAGAAGUUUGGUCAAAACUUUCUUGAAAAGCUGAUUGGUAUUGAGAUGCCCCACAAGCUUUUGGAGCGUGUGACGUUCGUAGAUACACCGGGAAUUAUUGAGAACCGGAAACAGCAGGAAAGAGGCUAUCCUUUCAAUGAUGUCUGUCAGUGGUUCAUUGACCGUGCUGACCUGAUCUUUGUCGUGUUUGACCCCACCAAGCUGGAUGUUGGUCUGGAGCUAGAGAUGCUCUUCAGGCAGUUGAAGGGUCGUGAGUCACAGAUUCGCAUCAUCCUGAACAAGGCUGACAACCUGGCCACCCAGGACUUAAUGAGAGUUUACGGAGCGCUCUUCUGGAGCUUAGCUCCCCUCAUCAAUGUCACUGAGCCUCCCCGUGUCUAUGUCAGUUCCUUCUGGCCAUAUGACUAUGCACCUGACACCAGCCGGGAGCUCUUCAAGCGAGAGGAGAUCUCUCUUCUGGAGGAUCUCAAUCAGGUGAUCGAAAACCGCAUGGAGAAUAAGAUUGCCUUCAUCCGCCAGCACGGUAUCCGUGUACGCAUCCACGGCUUGCUGGUAGACCGCUACGUCCAGACCUUUAAAGAGAAGAUGAGCUUCUUCAGUGAUCCCGAGUUAGUCUUCCAGGAAAUUGUAGAUGACCCAGACAAGUUUUACAUUUUCAAAUCCAUCCUAGCCAAGACCAACGUCAGCAAAUUUGACCUGCCCAACCGCGACGCUUACCGUGACUUCUUUGGCAUCAACCCUAUCACCAACUUCAAGCCUCUGUCAGCUCAGUGCUCCUACAUCGGAGGCUGUCUGCUUGAUAAGAUUGAGAAGGCAAUCACCACUGAGUUGCCUGCCCUUCUGAGCAGCAUUAACUCUGGCAAGCAGCCUGGCCUGUCCUCCUGCGAGGCCACCGGCUGUGGUGAGAAGCCAAAGAAUCGUUACCGAAAGAACUGAGGAACACAAAAUACUCUAAAGGUAGAAAGGAGAAGGUGAAGGUGAAGAGAAAGGGUCUGGUCGAUGCCAACCCUGCUUUUUGUCAGAACGCUUGUAUCACUAAUGGAGACAGAGGCGAGAAGAUGCUUUUUUCUUUCCUUUUUUUUUUCUCAGGAGUUUAAGGGGAGGUGCAUUUAAUGUCCGUAGGAUUGAAAGAGAUAGCGGGAGGGAGGGGUUAUCGAUAAAGGCAGCUUAAGGAUACAAGUGCUGAAGAAAUGAGAACAUGCCUCUCUCCCUUGCACAACCACUCUGGACUGUCUGGGACUUUGGGAUUGGGAAAUCAAUGAUGUGAAUAAAAGAGGAAAUGGGAAAGAUUAAAUGAGAAGGAAUAAAAAGUUUAAAUCCUGAACAAAAAAAAGUCAAAUACCAGCUCCCUUGUAUGUGAAUAAAGGAAAAAAGUGGAAACAG
Haplochromis burtoni (Burton's mouthbrooder) is the source of this 1983-nucleotide messenger RNA. RefSeq names its product sarcalumenin (gene srlb). Bases 88 to 1536 code for a protein of 482 amino acids. The transcript has 7 exons. Lineage: Eukaryota; Metazoa; Chordata; Actinopteri; Cichliformes; Cichlidae. The record is from RefSeq and is a predicted model, not a curated record. Gene Ontology annotation, molecular function: GTP binding.